Messenger RNA from [Torrubiella] hemipterigena, 847 nucleotides. The record is from the annotation of a GenBank genome assembly. Lineage: Eukaryota; Fungi; Ascomycota; Sordariomycetes; Hypocreales; Clavicipitaceae.
AUGAGUUCUAAUUUCUUUCGCAGCCUUGGUGCUCGCCUAUCUUUCCUCCGUGGAGGGUCACAAGUCUCCAUUCCUCGUGAUCCCUCAUUCGAUAUCAGUCGUAUCGAACACCAUCCUGAUAAGCAGCUGUUAGCACGGAUCAGCAAGUACUACAUAACUCUUACUACAGGAGACUUCAAUGGAAUGACUGCUCUACAAGCGGAUGACUUGCAGAUCAGUGAUAUUUCUCUUGAGAUUGUCAGGGCAUCAAAACAAACCUGGAACCAAGUGAACUCGGGUUUCAGCUCUCUUAUGACAAACAUCCUCGUUGAGGCCAUAUCUCUGUACGGCAGUUCUGAGCCCGGCUCAUUCGCUCUCAUGGAGUGUGUCAUUCGAUUUACAUUGGCGGUUGAUCCUCCACCGGAAGCCGCGAAAAAUCUACCACCCGGUAUCAAAAAGGGCGACAGAUCAGGCAUGAUUAUGUUGUCCGCCAUCUGGUGGAAUCAAGAGGGGUUAGUGUAUCGUGACUUGGAGUACGGAAGGUUGAUCUGGGAUCAGUUUGAUAUCAAUGCUUUCAAGGUGUAGUAGCACCCUAUGGUUCUUCAACAACUUUCGCCGUUGAUGGCGGCUUUAAUAAUUUUCUAUUUGAGUUUAAUACAGGAAUGGCUCUCUAUGGCCAUGUUAAUGGGAAUUUGCGCGGAGAAUUUUAAAAAUCGAGGUUCAAUUAUAACUCCACUCUCUUUUCAGACUCUGAAAUUAAGGCUUAUAGCACUUCUUGAAGUGUACCAGGCAGCAAUGUGGAUCGUGAGUUUGGCGUUCACGGGGAACCGCACGAGGCUGGCUCACGGAGCGACGCGUAGUUGUCUUC